Molecule: messenger RNA, 2002 nt
Organism: Microplitis mediator
Lineage: Eukaryota; Metazoa; Arthropoda; Insecta; Hymenoptera; Braconidae
Product: leucine-rich repeat flightless-interacting protein 2
Exons: 9
Coding region: 641-1849 (402 amino acids)
Biological process (GO): regulation of DNA-templated transcription
Source: RefSeq, a predicted model, not a curated record
GUAUAUAUGGCAAAAGCAGUGAGGAGUGAGUUACUCGAUCGAAAAAUGGAUCUUGCACCGUGUUCGUGUGCGAUUUCACGAACUUUGAUCGUGGCACGGUGCCUGUAAAAUAAUAUUACGGCUUAACGGUUACGCGUAUACACUAAACAAUUGUGAAUAAUUAUUUAUAAAAAGAAAGACUAAAUUAACACUGUAAAUAUUUAAUUAUCAUAAUAUAUAUAUUAAAAUUUACAGAUGGUCAAUGAACAUUAUUAUUAUCAUCAACAUUAUUAUCAUCAUCAUCAUCAUCACUAUCGUCAACAUCAUCAUUGUGAGAAUAUCAAGUCAUCCAAUUUCCAUUGAUAGUAUUUAUAGUUUAUCCCGGUUUAUUUUUACAUUUAACAAGACUAAAGAUAUAAAAAUGCAAUCUACUACCGGCUGAGGAUUUGUUUCUUUUUUUUUUUCUUUCAUUUUUUUUUUCUUAUGUUGGUGGUUAACGUCUCUGUGAGGUCACAGAGAAGUUGGGUGAAAUAAGGGGCAUCCGUGUUGUUAUUGGAAUAAAUCAGAGAUAAAUAUUUAAAUAAAAGAUAAAUAUAUAAUUAUAUGAUAAUUACUAUAUUAAUUAAUUAAUAAUAAUAAUAAUAAUAAUAAUAAUAAUAAAAUGAAUACGAUGGAGUCAGCGAUAACUGGUCGAAGACGUGCUGCUAGUCGGCAUUCUGCUGAGGAUCAGGCUCUUGAUCAAAUAGCAAAGGAGGCUGGUGAGAGAUUAGCAGCACGAAGACAAGCCAGAGCUGAAGCACGAGAAAUACGAAUGAGAGAGUUGGAGAAACAGCAGAAAGAAGCUGAACAAAACGCUGAUCGUGUUUAUGAUAUGUGUAAUGCUGAUGGAACAAGGACUAUGAGGGUAACGCCAGAUCCUGUAAGGGCUUCACGCUUAUUAACAAAUUCAAAUAAUUUUCAGUCAAGUCGUAGGUCUUCCGAAGAUUCCUUAGAGGAUGCUGGUCAAAGUAGAGAUUUAAGAUUAGAGCUUAAAGAGCUCGAAGAGAAAUUUAGGAAAGCAAUGAUUGCCAACGCUCAACUUGAUAAUGAAAAGUCGUCUUAUGUUUAUCAAGUGGACUUAUUGAAAGAUCAACUAGAAGAAUCGGAAGAAUCGGCUGCUACAAUACGGCGAGAACUCAGGGAAAAAACUAGUGAGGCUAAGUUACUUCAGCGCGAUUGUCAACGAUUGAAGGAGGAUUUUGAAAUGUGCAAAACAUUGCUGGAGGAAAGAGAUAGACUUAUAGAAGAAAAUGGGUUGGUUAUUAUUGAGGAUGAGGUCAGUGAUGACGAAGAUGCAGGAACGUCCAAUGGAAUUGUAAAUCGUAAAAAAAAAGUACUAGUCAGUACGGAAGCUGCUGAAUUGUUACAGAAUGCUGGUGAAGGAUCUUUGGAUGUUCGGUUGAAAAAGUUUGGUGCGGAAAAAAAAGAACUACAAGAUGAAAUUCGACACCUAAGAUUAGAAUUGGAAGAAGCCAAAAGUCGAUUAAGAUCCGAAAGAUCGUCUGGAUCAGUAUUAGACUCAGAAGACGUCCAAAGGGAAGCGAAUAAAUUAUUGGCGGAUUACAAAUUUAAAUUACAAAAAGCCGAGCAAGAUAUGUCGACGUUACAAGCGACUGUCGCGAGAUUAGAGAGUCAAGUUAUCCGUUACAAAUCUGCGGCAGAAGCUUCUGAAAAAGCUGAAGACGACUUGAAAGUCGAGAAACGAAAAUUGCAGAGAGAAGUAAGAGAGUCACAGGGUCGUGUUGAAGAAUUAGAAACAGCAAAUUCACAUUUACAAAGACGAUUAGAUAAAUUAAAAAAUGCAAAGUCCGCGUUGUUAAAAGAACUCUGACGCGACGGUAAUCCCGGCGAGACCGGAUAAAAUUAUUAUUUUACUUCUGCUACAACAAUUAAGGUGAUACUAGUGGUUUGUACCUUUCAUACAAAGAUGAUAAAAAUAUAAUAACUAACAAAACAAAACAUAAAAAUCAUCAUUUUUCACUAA